Planococcus citri (citrus mealybug) is the source of this 2075-nucleotide messenger RNA. RefSeq names its product saccharopine dehydrogenase-like oxidoreductase. The coding region runs from base 245 to 1531 and encodes 428 amino acids. The record is from RefSeq and is a predicted model, not a curated record. Lineage: Eukaryota; Metazoa; Arthropoda; Insecta; Hemiptera; Pseudococcidae. The transcript has 10 exons. Gene Ontology annotation, biological process: glycolipid biosynthetic process. Gene Ontology annotation, cellular component: lipid droplet; mitochondrion; plasma membrane.
CUCUCUUCACCAGUUCGUCACCACCGAACCGUGUUUUCAUUUCAUUUUUCAAAUACUUUAUCUUCAUAAAAAAUGUUUUACAACUUCACAAGUUUCUCCAUUUAUUGCAGAUCGUCGUCGAUUAAUUAAUUCAUUUUUUAUACGUUCUUCAUGAUCGAAUCGUCAUCAUUUUUAUCAGGGUUUUAAAACAUCUCCAAGAUUCAAUUUUUUCACUGAUUAUUGCAGUAGAAAAUCAAGUUACAGAAUGUCGGAUAGUGAUAAAGUCGAUGUGGUUAUUUUCGGAGCUACUGGAUACACCGGAAAAUGUGUCAUAAGAGAAUUCAUUUUACUCAGUGAUAACAAGUUCACUUGGGCCAUUGCUGGUAGAAACCUGAAGAAAUUACAAGAAGUAUUAGAAUGGGCCUCAGCCAAAACAGGGCAAGAUGUUACUAAGAUUCCUAUUGUUAUUUGCGACUGUGAAGAUGAAGCUAGUCUCAAUAAAAUGGCACAAAGAGGACGUGUCGUAAUAAAUUGUUGCGGACCUUAUCGAUUUUAUGGCGAACCUGUGAUCAAAGCUUGUGUUGAAAAUGGAGCUCAUCACGUAGAUGUUAGCGGAGAACCUGAGUACAUGGAAACCAUUCAGCUAGAUUAUCACGAGGCUGCAGAGAAAAAGGGUGUUUAUAUCGUGAGUGCUUGUGGUUUUGAUAGCGUUCCUUGUGAUUUGGGAAUUAUUCAUUUUAUUAAUAAUUUUCCGGGCCAAGUCAAUUCUAUUGAAUCGUUUCUAAAGUUUUCAUCCAAAUCAAAUGAACCCGCUGCUAAUAUUGGUACUUGGGAGAGUGCUGUGUAUGGAAUUGCGAAUCAGCAAAAUUUGGUAGCACUUCGCAAAAAAUUACAUCCGAUAUUAAAUCGGCCGAAAUUAGAGCCCCGUUUGAAACCCAGGUCAGUUAUUCACAGAUGUGAGUUAUUCAAUAAUCACUACACUCUACCAUUUCCUGGAUCUGAUCGAUCAGUGGUAUUCCGAACGCAAAUGUUCUUGCGUAAUAACUAUAAACAACGUCCGGUACAAUAUAAUCCCUAUUUUGUAUGCCCAUCGGUGACAGCUUUAACAGCGUUGGUUCUAGUUGGUCUGUUUUUGCAAGUUUUCACAAAAUUUGGUUUUGGUCGGCGGCUUCUACUGAGAUACCCGGAAUUCUUUUCGUGUGGUAUAAUGUCGCGAAAAGGGCCAUCGGAAGAAGCCCUUUUGAAUUCUUCUGCUUGUUUUAAAUUCAAAGGCGAAGGUUGGUCUAAAGAAGUGGCCGAUCAGUUUGAAAAUAAAGAAGAAAUCAAUCUACCUCCUAACAAGAAAAUGCUCACUGAGAUGUCAUUCAAAAGCCCUGGAUAUGGUUUUACUUCAAAGUCUGUUAUCUACAGUGCCUUUACAAUCUUGAAAGAAUCCGAUAAAAUGCCAUCAAGAGGUGGAGUGUAUACUCCCGGAGGAGCUUUCGGCAAAACAAGUUUCUUAGAUCAGUUGCUAAAAGACGGAGUAUCUUUGAAAAUCUUAAACGAUGUUUGAACGCAAAUCAUUGAUUGAGCGCAUCUUGUUUUUUAGGCCAGUUAUUUGAAAAGAAGUUUUGAAUGACAAAACUUUCAUAUUAAACGAUUAAGUGUAAGACGUUGUUUUAAUUAGUCACAUUUAUCUGUAUUUAAUGGUAAAUUUCCAAUUGUCUACAUUCCAAAGUAAUUUUUAUAUUAUGCAUUUUUUUCCUCGAAAAAAUAGGGAAAUCUUGCUGGUGUUUUUUUUACAUGUUUCAAUUUUUUUUUCUACUAUUUGUAAGAAAUUUUGUUAUUUUUGUCAUGGUUUUUUGAACAAACGAAUGCGAGUCUUGAAAUUAGACUUCAUUUUGUGCCAUAUUUAAAGUAUAAAUUUUCGUAUUGAAUAUGCCAUUACAUUAUACAUACCAUUUAGAGUGCUUCGCUCAUUUCAGUAUUAAUUAAUUCAUACGUGCUGCUUCAUUUAGUAUAAAAUGUUAUUUAUGAAAUUGCAGUACUCAGUGUGCUUGCUUAAUUUUGUAAUUUGUAAUUUUUGUUGAAUCAAAUAAAUAGUUUUAUUAUGCUGA